CUACUCACACUCUCCUGGGACUGUACUUCGACUGAGCGAGCACUCGACGACCAUGCCACGACCAUAUACCCCUGCGCUUUUGAAUAUGUGGCUCGCACUCUUGCUCGUCGUGCCCUUGCUGGUUUCUGGGCAUAUGAUUGAGGUACCAGCCUCGAAGAAAGAAUGCUUCUUCGAGGACCUGCAUAUCAACGACAAAAUGACGGUGACGUACCAAGUAGGAGGCGGGGGCCACCUCGACAUCGACUUCUGGCUCGCAGACCCGGACAACAUUGCGCUCGGAAAGCACAUAAAGCAGUCGACUGGCACCGUGUCCAUAACGGCGAAGAAGGAUGGACGGCACGAGUACUGUUUCUCGAACAUGAUGUCCACAGUUGUGGACAAGAUGGUCAGCUUCAACGUGCACGGCGUCAUCUACGUCGACGACGAAGACAUUGUCUCGCCCAUCGAGCGCGAAAUCCGUCAAUUGUCACAUGGGUUGACUUCCGUGAAGGAUGAACAAGAAUACAUCGUCGUCCGCGAGCGGACCCAUCGAAACACAGCGGAGUCAACAAACGACCGUGUCAAGUGGUGGUCUAUCCUCCAAGCGAUAGUCCUUUUCUCCGUUGUGGCAUGGCAGGUCUACUACCUGAAGUCUUUCUUCGAGGUCAAGCGGGCCUUCUAGUGUACGGGGAUAUAUGGUCGUCUUGCAUAAUUUAUCUCGCUCUUUCUGACCCUUGCUGUGCU
Trametes versicolor FP-101664 SS1 is the source of this 723-nucleotide messenger RNA. RefSeq names its product supernatant protein factor C-terminal domain-containing protein. Bases 86 to 661 code for a protein of 191 amino acids. The record is from RefSeq and is a predicted model, not a curated record. Gene Ontology annotation, cellular component: Golgi apparatus; endoplasmic reticulum; endoplasmic reticulum-Golgi intermediate compartment. NCBI's taxonomy places the organism in Eukaryota, Fungi, Basidiomycota, Agaricomycetes, Polyporales, Polyporaceae. Gene Ontology annotation, biological process: Golgi organization; intracellular protein transport; endoplasmic reticulum to Golgi vesicle-mediated transport. The transcript has 6 exons.